AUGUUUCCCAUCGACCCAAGCAAGCUGCCCUCUUUGAGGACCAGGAAAGCACUCCUGGUGAUUGAUCCCCAGAACGACUUUCUCGACGACGAAGGUGCUCUGCCGAUACACCAGCCCUUGGACCUCCCCACACAGAUUGUCAACGCUGCACAGGCUUUCAGGGCUGACGGCGUCGACAUAAUCUGGGUACGAACCCAGUUCGACAAGACACGGUCUAUCCACAAUGAGAUGAUCUUGACCUCGGACCUGCCACUUGGCAAUGGCCCGGCUUCAUUGUCCAAGAGCCGCGGCUCGAGGACCGCGGCAUCAGGCGGUGGAGUCAUUGCUCCCAAAUGUCCAGAGGGUUUCCUCAGCUUGGGUCCGAGCAGCACUUCGUCAAAGGCUGUGAGGCAAGCGACCGCUGGCGUGGAAUUCCACCCGGCAAUCCAGGAGGCGGUCUCGCGAAGGGACCAGGUCUUGGUAAAGUCGUUUUACUCGGCCUUCAAGAACGACCAGAUACUUCGCCUGCUACGAAUGCGCUUCGUCACCGAGCUCUAUAUCUGUGGGUCCUUCACCAAUGUUGGUGUCAUGGCCACAGCAUACGAUGCCGCCAGCCACGGUUUCGCCAUCACCCUCGUCAAGGACUGCUGCGGGUACCGGAGUUCGAUCCGGCACAAUGCGGCCAUUAAGCAGAUAGUCGAACUGACCGGCUGUGAUGUCCUCGACCUGGAAGAGAUACCCCUGGGAACCACAGCAUCAGCUCCCCCCACAUCAAGUGCGACAAAGGCUCCGAGCAGCACCUCAACUUCAGCAAGCAGCACGUAUCCUACAAUAUACAAGCGGGCUGGCGACAAGCCGGAACCAGCAACCACCUCCUCUGCAGACCUGGCAGAUGCGUUAGAUUCAUUGUCAAUACGCGACAAGCCUGCCUCGAGAAGCGGGAGCCAUGCCUCUCCAAUCAAGUCAGGCACUGCAGCAAAAAAGACAGUGGUGGAAGCCGAGAAAAGCAAGAGCGAUGACAAGAACGAAGACACUCCAAAUGUUCCCGAAGACACUGACACGACGGACCCGACAUUGGAGAUCCAACGGAGCCUGCAAAACGUGGCACUUAAUUGUGAUGCGACCCCGAAUCUAGACGCUGUCGAUGGACAAGCAACACAACACGAUUCGACCGAAGCCUCGCCGGCGACUUCAUCGCAAGAGUCAAGAGUCAAGGAGAGUCUGCAAUCUGAAAGCAGCAAGGAAGCUUCAUGUAAAGCCUCGUCCUCAAGCAUGAAGACCCAAGGCGAAGCACUAGGCGAGGGUGACUCCCAGGUCAUCUUCAGCAUCCUGCCAGGCCCACUGGCUGAGAACAUAUUUCAGAAAAUCAAGGACGAGGUGCAAUGGCAGCGCAUGUCCCAUCAGGGCGGCGAGGUCCCGCGACUUGUUGCCGUCCAAGGCCACGUCGAAGCAGACGGGAGCAUGCCUGUCUAUAGGCACCCAUCUGACGAGUCUCCCCCCUUGCUGCCUUUCUCGCCAACGGUGACGGCGAUCAAGGAGGUCGUGGAGAAAGAGCUGGAUCACCCGCUCAACCACGCGCUGAUACAAUUCUACCGCCACGGAAACGACUACAUCUCCGAGCACAGCGACAAGACGCUCGACAUUGCCAAGGACAGCUUCAUCGCCAACGUCAGCCUAGGCGCCGAGCGAACCAUGAUCCUGCGCACUAAGAGGACGCCGAAACCCCGGGACGGCGAGGACGGCGAGGACGGCGGCCCGAAGAGCGUUGACACUACCCCAGUUGCCCAACCAGACGACCUCAAGAGGAAAAGUCAGCGUGCACCUCUGCCGCACAACUCCCUGAUGAGAAUGGGCCUGCAGACGAACAUGAAAUGGCUUCAUGGUAUCCGGCAGGACAAACGCCAAGAGCGUGAGAAGAGCGAGGAGGAGCUCGCCUACAACGGCAGCCGCAUCUCCCUGACGUUCCGAAGGAUAGGAACCUUCUUGGACGCCAAGCAAACGCUGAUCUGGGGCCAGGGCGCCACCGGGAAGACGAGAGAUGCCGCGCACGAGGUGAUCAACGGGCAGACGCCGCAGGCGGUCGAGAUGCUCCGCGCUUUCGGCAGGGAGAACCAGCUCAGCGAUUUCGACUGGGACGCCUUCUAUGGGAAGGGUUUCGACGUGCUACACAUCACGGCGUCGCCGCGCCUGUUCUUGUCUGCGGAUCCCGUGGCCAAUAUGCGCGUGCAGAUGAUGCUCGCUGAACUUGGAAUCGGGUAUGCCCGGGGCAGCAUGGCGCCUGCAGCUUCUUCGUCGACAACGGGCGUGUCCUCGCGAGAGGAGGCGUCGCAGGUCAGGUUCGUCGACACGGAUGUCAGCAGGUCGACCGUGCAGGGCGAGGUUGCUAUCAUGCUGUACUUGGAUAGGGUAUAUGGCAGUGCUUCUGUCACUGUUACGACCACGCCGGGUAAGCCCGGCCUCGAAGUUGACAUGGCAAAGGCGUACACGAGAUUUCAACAAGCCUUGAGUCUACGGGCCAACCUCGAAGCAAUACGCCACGAGGCAACGACAUCGCCGGUCCGAGAGACAAAGGCAACUUCUGGCAAAACGGACGACGACAAGCCGACAAAGCCUGUUAGCGAUGUGCUCGCUACUUGGGAGGUCUACGCGCUGGAAGCGGCCGAGGACGACACUUUUCUCGCGUCCAAGAAUUGCCUGACGCUCGCGGACUAUGCAUUCUGGCCCGUCCUGCACGAAGUUGUCGGUAAAACCGUCCUCUCUGUUCUUGAUGGCCUGCCGGGGCUCAAGGCGUACUACAACCGCGUUAAGGCGCGGGAGUCGAUGGCAAAGCUGUUGGCGAAGAACCCGGCGGCGUCGGGUGACAAGAAGGAGUGAAAUAACGCUCCGGGUUCAGGACGGUGGGGAUAUGUGGGAUGUUCUGUCCUCGUUGUUGGGUGAAUAUCUUUUGUUGUUCUUGGGCGUAUAUCUUGUUUACUUGUUCGAGAGCGAUCUCACGUAUGGGCGGCCGAGUCUUUUGGUUUUAAAGCGUUGCUCCUCGUGUUCUUGGAUAUGUGGGUUUUUGUAAAUGCAGAGAACAUGCUACCUUAUAUCUCGAUCCCGUCCCGGAAAAAGAAAAUGCAAAGUGAUGGACUGAAUGACACUUUGUUGACCUUGUCUUUCUUCCUUGGUUCAUUCCUUUCAGUUAAACAGGGAUAACUGACGUUUCCGAGAGAAGAGUGACUUUGGAGCUCAACCACCUCGCCGAUUGCAAGAUGUAAUACCGACCAAAACUUUUUGUAGUCAUGGGCAGUUUUAUGAGUAUCGAUUUGAUAACCCGCUCUUCUCUGUCUGGGCCCCUCCUUGCUUUGCGUGUUUUCUGU
Molecule: messenger RNA, 3338 nt
Organism: Microdochium trichocladiopsis
Lineage: Eukaryota; Fungi; Ascomycota; Sordariomycetes; Xylariales; Microdochiaceae
Exons: 4
Coding region: 1-2853 (950 amino acids)
Biological process (GO): DNA alkylation repair; DNA repair
Cellular component (GO): nucleus
Molecular function (GO): dioxygenase activity
Source: RefSeq, a predicted model, not a curated record